GCCGUGGUUCCGGGAUACAGGUACUGGUGAGGCACGAGAGACAUCGUUUUCAUGUGAGAUAGAGCGCCAUUACCUGCUUGUGGAUAUCUGGGACAAGCUGUGCACCAGAUGAUGUUGAGAAGAUCUAUCUUCAAAGUAAUCCAUCAGCAAGUGCAACAUCAGGUCACUGAUGCCUCUUCUCUUAUAUUGGAGAGAUCUCUGAACCGCGUCCAGCUGCUCGGCCGGGUUGGGCAGGACCCUGUGAUGCGACAGGUGGAUGGCAAGAAUCCAGUGACAAUUUUCUCCUUGGCAACCAAUGAAAUGUGGAGGUCAGGGGACAGUGAUACAUUUACAUCAGGUGACAUCAGUCAGAAGACAACCUGGCACCGAGUUUCCAUAUUCCGACCAGGCUUGAGGGACUUAGCUUAUCAGUACGUGAAGAAAGGAGCCAGAAUUUAUGUAGAGGGGAAACUAGACUAUGGUGAAUAUGUGGACAAGAGCAAUGUUCGAAGACAAGCAACUACAGUGGUGGCAGACAAUAUAAUAUUUCUAAGCGACUCUGUCAAGGAUAAAGUCUAGCCAGCGCCUUCCCCUGGUGGUCGUUUUGAUUGUUUUUCUGUAUCUAUGUUUAUGUCUGUGAAUUGGACUCUAGCCUUGGGCUGAUAGUGAUGUUACUUCUGAAUGGAUCAUGUAAUUUUUGAUAAUUGUUCAAUGUGCUAAGAUUACAAUAAAGUAAUGGCUGAUCAUA
Messenger RNA from Stegostoma tigrinum, 727 nucleotides. It is a transcript of the gene ssbp1, whose product is annotated as single-stranded DNA binding protein 1. NCBI's taxonomy places the organism in Eukaryota, Metazoa, Chordata, Chondrichthyes, Orectolobiformes, Stegostomatidae. Gene Ontology annotation, molecular function: single-stranded DNA binding. Gene Ontology annotation, biological process: mitochondrial DNA replication; positive regulation of helicase activity. Bases 109 to 558 code for a protein of 149 amino acids. The transcript is spliced from 8 exons. Gene Ontology annotation, cellular component: mitochondrial nucleoid. The record is from RefSeq and is a predicted model, not a curated record.